ACGAGCCCGGCCCGGGCGGCGGGAGCGCGGCCCGGGGCUGCGGGGGGAGGCGGCGGCGGAGCGAGGCGAGGGGCGGCCUCGCAGGGCGGAGCGGCGGGGAAGGCGAGCCGGCAGCCGGAGCGGGCGUGCGAACCCCACGGGCCGAGCGCCUGCGAGAGGGGGAGGAGGAGCCGCCCCGCCGCCCGGGGAUGGUGAGGAGGAGGCGGCGGCUGCCGGGAGCCCAGUGAGGCCUUCGCUCGGCGCCCGCCGCAGAGCCCGCCCGCCUCGCCGGCCGCCCCCUUCCCCCGCUCGCUCGCUCGCUGGCUCGCUCCCCCCUUCCCUCCCCUUCCCCUGACUCCCUCCCCAGCUCCCUUCCCCUGCCGCCGCCGCCGCCUCCUCCCCGGGUUCCAGCCAUAAAUAGCUGGAAAGGAGGAAAACGGAGGAAAAACCCUCGUCCCUCUUGUGGAGCCUUCUGCUGGAGUUCAAGAAUUUCAGCUGAGUGAUCUUUUGCCAUAAACUGGUUUUCAAGAGACAUUCCUGCCAUUAUGAAUGAAGUAGCGAUAGUGAAGGAAGGUUGGCUUCACAAACGAGGAGAAUACAUCAAAACAUGGAGACCGCGGUAUUUUCUGUUGAAGAAUGAUGGCACCUUCAUUGGCUACAAGGAAAGGCCACAGGAUGUGGACCAGCGGGAAUCACCUUUAAAUAACUUCUCAGUAGCUCAGUGCCAGCUGAUGAAGACAGAACGACCUAAACCAAACACAUUUAUCAUUAGAUGCCUCCAGUGGACCACAGUAAUUGAAAGAACAUUUCAUGUGGAGACUCCAGAGGAGCGGGAAGAAUGGACAAAAGCCAUCCAAACAGUAGCAGACAGCCUCAAGAAACAAGAGGAAGAGAUGAUGGAUUUCAGAUCUGGCUCUCCCAGUGAUAAUUCAGGUGCCGAAGAAAUGGAAGUUUCUAUGACAAAGCCAAAACACAAAGUGACCAUGAAUGAGUUUGAAUACCUUAAGCUACUGGGAAAAGGCACUUUUGGAAAGGUCAUUUUAGUUAAAGAAAAAGCAACUGGACGGUAUUACGCUAUGAAAAUUCUGAAGAAGGAAGUUAUUGUAGCAAAGGAUGAAGUAGCGCACACGCUGACAGAAAACCGGGUUUUACAGAACUCUCGGCACCCAUUCUUAACAGCCUUAAAGUAUUCCUUUCAGACACAUGAUCGCUUGUGUUUUGUUAUGGAGUAUGCUAAUGGAGGGGAGUUGUUUUUCCAUCUGUCAAGAGAGCGUGUCUUCUCUGAAGACCGAGCUCGGUUUUAUGGGGCUGAGAUUGUUUCAGCGCUGGAUUACCUGCAUUCAGAGAAGAAUGUGGUUUAUAGAGAUUUGAAGUUGGAGAAUCUUAUGCUGGAUAAAGAUGGACACAUAAAAAUAACAGACUUUGGACUAUGUAAAGAAGGCAUCAAGGAUGGAGCAACAAUGAAGACUUUCUGUGGCACUCCAGAGUAUCUUGCACCAGAGGUUCUGGAGGAUAACGACUACGGCCGUGCAGUGGACUGGUGGGGUUUAGGAGUUGUGAUGUAUGAAAUGAUGUGUGGCCGGCUCCCUUUCUACAAUCAGGACCAUGAAAAGCUCUUUGAACUCAUCCUUAUGGAGGAGAUCAGAUUUCCACGCACAUUGUCACCUGAAGCAAAAUCCCUCCUGUCAGGUUUGCUGAAGAAAGAUCCUAAGCAAAGGUUAGGUGGCGGUCCUGAUGAUGCCAAGGAAAUCAUGCAGCACAAAUUCUUUGCUGGCAUUGUUUGGCAAGAUGUAUACGAGAAAAAGCUUGUACCUCCAUUCAAGCCACAAGUUACAUCUGAAACAGAUACAAGGUAUUUUGAUGAAGAAUUUACUGCACAGAUGAUAACAAUCACUCCUCCUGACCAAGAUGACAGCAUGGAUUGUGUAGAUAACGAGAGAAGACCUCAUUUUCCUCAGUUCUCCUACUCAGCCAGUGGAACCGCUUAAUGUUUUGCCAUUCAGAAACAAAACAGACUGCAUUUUGGGGACCUUACUUCAAUGGACACUAGAGAACUUUCUAUAUUAUCAAGUUACAAACUGUGUUUGUAUUACGACUUAGAUGAAUUUGUAGGAAGCCUCACAGAUUCUGUAUUUAAAACAAUUCUUUGAUGCAUUUUUGAGAAGGAGAACAAAUCCAUUCUUUAAGUAUUAUGUCAAGGCUUUUAUGCUGAAUCACCAUAGGUUUUUAAGAAUAUACACCAAAACUGUUUACUUUAGAAAUAAUUAAGGUAUUCAACAUAUCAGCAACUCUUACCAGAAAAUCCCCUUAUUUUAUUUAUUUCAUACAGUUCAUUAUCUAAAUACAGAAUCUGCACUCUGAUCAAUUAGAUUUAUAUAGGAAGAUAUAAGACUUUAGUAGCUAGUGCAAUAAUAUAAGCAACAAAGUGAACAAACUCUGGAGGGUUAAAGUUCAAACUCACUUUGGACAGCAGUAAAGUGUCAUCCAACUCCAGAAAACCAACUAUAGGAACAGCAUUAAUGGCCUCAGUGAGGUAAAUCAAAAAGCAAAAGUUAUUUUUGUUAUAACAUCUGCUACAAGACAUUACAUAUCAAACUGAAUCCGGUGGGAUUGCCACGCCGUACAGAUGAGUAUUUCAUUCUAGGCAGUACAUUUAAUUAUUCCGUUUGCAUAGAAGCUAGGAAUACUUCAUAGGAUUGGCUUCUCAGAACCUAGAAAAUGCUUGAUUUACCAAUCUAAUAUGAAAGGCAACAACACAAAAUCACCCACUUCCACCACUGUACAGAAAUGCCACACAGGUCUAAGAGAGAAAUCAUCCUCAUGAGCGAGUCAGCCAGACACGAGUACAUUUGGCACUGAAGUAAUGACUUGUUGCCGCUUUUUUUUUUUUUUUUUUACGAAAAGAGAUAUGAAUAUAUAUAAACACUUAAUGAAUUUUUGCAUCAUGCCAGAUCAUUUCUUCUUUCUUGAGUGUGCAUUAAAGGUAUCAACCAACAGUUCAUGGUGCCUUCUCACUCUUGAAGAUUCAGUUUAACAGUGUUUCCCAUGUAUAAAAAAAACUAGGUUGAAACUUCAUAUGUGUUUGAAUAAUAAUGGUGUUCAAAAAGUGAACUCUUUUUUUGUUUUUCAUUUUUAAUCUUAGUGGGAAAUUCCCCACACCCUAUUUUUGUUGUAUCAUGUUUCUUUGUAAUUUUCAUAAAAGCAGUCUUAUUCUGUCUCUGCUGCAAAUAAAGUUAUUCCAUUGUAGGUUGCGUUCUUUAAA
This is a messenger RNA of Vidua chalybeata, 3241 nucleotides long. RefSeq names its product AKT serine/threonine kinase 1 (gene AKT1). The record is from RefSeq and is a predicted model, not a curated record. NCBI's taxonomy places the organism in Eukaryota, Metazoa, Chordata, Aves, Passeriformes, Viduidae. The transcript is spliced from 14 exons. Bases 525 to 1967 code for a protein of 480 amino acids. Gene Ontology annotation, biological process: protein phosphorylation. Gene Ontology annotation, molecular function: ATP binding; protein serine/threonine kinase activity.